Messenger RNA from Mytilinidion resinicola, 559 nucleotides. RefSeq lists its product as uncharacterized. The annotation marks the transcript as partial. The transcript is spliced from 2 exons. The record is from RefSeq and is a predicted model, not a curated record. Lineage: Eukaryota; Fungi; Ascomycota; Dothideomycetes; Mytilinidiales; Mytilinidiaceae.
CGAAAACUUUCGAAUUGUUGAAGAGGAGGAUAUUCAUCUCGGACAUUCUUUUACUCGAACCGCGGUCGCUCGCUUAGCUAGUUCCCGCUGCAAGGCGGUCCGUGCGGACCACCGAACGUCGUGCCGGAGCCCCGAUGGCGCCGUCAGACUCCGACUACGACCCGUCGACACCACCUCCUGCGCCAGCCAAACGUACCAGGAAGCGAACAGUAAAGGCGCUUGACGCCCUGCAGCAGCUCCCAACAACGAGAGCAGUACCGGGUCGACCUAUACAGAUAGAGGGCAGAGCCACGGCAUUGCCGCUACCGCAGAACGAUGAACCAAAUAGCACGCAGCAACACCCAGCGCACUAUGAACUACCGCCAUUUCCUACCAGACACAUUGUAGAGCUCCAAGAAACCAUCGGCUCUCUUCGAGCGCAGCUCGACACCCUUUCGAUCGAACCGCCGUCAACGCAGACAUGGGCGUCGGUCGCAGCCAGCGGACAACCAGCGAGAGCAGGCACAAUACUUUUGCGAUUAAUAAGCACAGGCUUAAUAGACAAAGAGAAUGUAAGACA